Rotaria sp. Silwood1 is the source of this 717-nucleotide messenger RNA. The record is from the annotation of a GenBank genome assembly. Lineage: Eukaryota; Metazoa; Rotifera; Eurotatoria; Philodinida; Philodinidae.
AUGGGAACAGCAUUAAAUUGUGGUGUUAAAUUACAAAAAUCAGGUAUUCCUCAAAAGUAUUCAUAUAAUGUAUUAGGAACACCGAUUCAAUCAAUUGAAGUUACUACAGAUCGAUGUUUAUUUACACAAAAAAUGGCUGAUAUUGAAGAAAAAGUUGCAUUGAAAUCAGCUGAACGUUUUGGUUAUCCAGUUCUUGUUCGAUAUGUAGAUAUUCUUAAUACUUCUCUUGAAUAUGAAGUUGUUCGAGAUCAAUAUGAUAAUUGUAUUGUGGUAUGGAAUAUGAAAAAUAUUGAUCCAUUAUCAUUUCGUACUGGUCAAUCAAUGGUUGUUGCACCAAUUGUUCGCCAUUUGGGUAUUAUUGGUGCAUGUAAUGCACAAUUUGCAUUAAAUCCAUUAUCUAUGGGAUAUUAUAUAAUUAAAGUAAAUGCAGGAUUAUCUCGUUCAUCUGCAUUUGCAUCAAAAGCAACUGGUCAUCCGUUAGCAUAUAUAACAGCUAAAAUUACACUUGGACAGAAUUUAGCUGAAUUAACAAAUAAUAUUACAAACGUAGCAUGUGCUUGUUUUGAACCAAGCCUUGAUUAUGUUGCAAUUAAAGUUUCAAGAUGUGAUUUAAGCAAAUCCAAUCGAUGUUCAAACGAAAUCGAAAGUUCUAGGAAAAGACUUGAUGAAGUUAUGUUUAUUGGUAAAUCAUUUGAAGAAGCUUUUCAACAUGCUUAA